CAACCAACGGACAGGCUUUCCUUUGAGCUCUUCUCUGCUUACACGCCAAAAUCAAUUAUAAGAUCAUUGCUCCAUCUUCAUUUUCACUCCCUUCUUCUUCUUCUUCUCUGCAAAAAUAUCAAAACGACGAUGCAAAAGGUAUUCGGACUGAGGUCUCUAUGUUCAUCGACUUUAAAGCAGCAGACGCGACGUGCUUCUUUCUCUACAUCUCUUCUCUUCGACGAUACUCAGCUUCAGUUUAAAGAGAGUGUUUCUCAGUUCGCACAAGAGAAUAUAGCUCCACAUGCUUCCAAGAUUGACCAAACUAAUAAUUUCCCCAAGGAAGUUAACUUAUGGAAGCUUAUGGGAGAUUUUAAUCUUCAUGGAAUUACUGCACCAGAGGAAUAUGGAGGACUAGGUCUUGGUUACUUGUAUCAUUGCAUAGCCAUGGAAGAAAUUAGUCGUGCUUCAGGCUCUGUUGCACUUUCUUAUGGUGCACAUUCUAAUCUGUGCAUCAAUCAGUUGGUGAGGAAUGGAAGUCCUGCUCAGAAACAGAAGUACUUGCCAAAGCUUAUCAGUGGAGAGCAUGUGGGAGCCUUGGCAAUGAGUGAACCCAAUGCUGGCUCUGAUGUUGUUAGCAUGAAAUGCAAAGCUGACUGUGUGGAUGGAGGGUAUAUUCUAAAUGGGAAUAAAAUGUGGUGCACAAAUGGUCCAGUUGCUCAAACAUUGGUAAUUUAUGCAAAAACUGAUGUCAAGGCUGGCUCAAAAGGAAUCACAGCAUUUAUCAUUGAGAAAGGAAUGCCUGGAUUUAGUACUGCCCAGAAACUAGACAAACUUGGUAUGCGGGGAAGUGAUACAUGCGAGCUUGUCUUUGAGAAUUGCUUUGUUCCAGACGAAAAUGUCCUUGGGCAGGAAAGAAAAGGAGUCUAUGUCAUGAUGUCAGGGCUUGAUUUGGAGAGGCUUGUUUUGUCUGCUGGACCUCUGGGUAUCAUGCAGGCAUGUCUUGAUGUUGUUCUUCCUUAUAUUCGUCAAAGAGAACAGUUUGGCCGUCCAAUUGGGGAAUUUCAGUUUAUACAGGGGAAGGUAGCUGACAUGUACACUUCUAUACAAUCUUCAAGGUCAUAUGUAUAUUCUGUUGCAAGAGACUGUGACAGAGGGAAAGUUGACCCAAAGGAUUGUGCUGGAGUCAUACUCUGUGCAGCUGAAAGGGCAACCCAAGUUGCUUUGCAGGCUAUACAAUGUUUAGGCGGCAAUGGGUAUGUAAAUGAGUACCCAACUGGUCGUCUUCUUCGAGAUGCCAAACUAUAUGAAAUUGGGGCAGGGACUAGUGAGAUCAGAAGGAUGAUAAUCGGUCGCGAACUUUUUAAGUAGUGAGAAAGAGGUUAUGCUCAUCUGCUGUCCGGGGCAUGCCACAGCAGUCAAGUAAAUAACUCUUUUUAUUCAUUCUGAAAUGUAAAAUUCUGUUGCAGCUCAAGGAAAGAUCAUACAGAUAUACACAAUCCUUCACCAUUUUAUUAUUAAAGGAAGAAAGUUCUUGUUUUAUGUUUCAUGUACCAUGAAGUUUUUCAAACUCCAAGCCUCAUAAAGAUGUAGAAGUAGAAUAGCUUGAACUCAUUGAACGUUUUAUAGGAUGACAGUCCUUUAUGCAUUAGAAGAGACCUUUUCUUUUCUAUCAAA
Ricinus communis (castor bean) is the source of this 1656-nucleotide messenger RNA. Its product is annotated as isovaleryl-CoA dehydrogenase, mitochondrial. Lineage: Eukaryota; Viridiplantae; Streptophyta; Magnoliopsida; Malpighiales; Euphorbiaceae. Gene Ontology annotation, molecular function: 3-methylbutanoyl-CoA dehydrogenase activity; flavin adenine dinucleotide binding. Bases 130 to 1350 code for a protein of 406 amino acids. Gene Ontology annotation, cellular component: mitochondrion. The record is from RefSeq and is a predicted model, not a curated record. Gene Ontology annotation, biological process: L-leucine catabolic process. The transcript has 15 exons.